Messenger RNA from Cyprinodon tularosa, 2694 nucleotides. RefSeq names its product RUNX family transcription factor 3 (gene runx3). Gene Ontology annotation, cellular component: nucleus. The transcript is spliced from 8 exons. Lineage: Eukaryota; Metazoa; Chordata; Actinopteri; Cyprinodontiformes; Cyprinodontidae. Gene Ontology annotation, biological process: regulation of transcription by RNA polymerase II; regulation of cell differentiation; hemopoiesis. Bases 249 to 1517 code for a protein of 422 amino acids. The record is from RefSeq and is a predicted model, not a curated record. Gene Ontology annotation, molecular function: DNA-binding transcription factor activity, RNA polymerase II-specific; RNA polymerase II cis-regulatory region sequence-specific DNA binding; ATP binding.
GAGGAGGAUGCAGAGAGACUGUGGCUUGUAGCCUUUUACUAGCACUGAAGCUCCAGUCAGGCCACCGCCACCGAGGAAGAGAAAGAAUAGUGACAGACCACGCUGUCAGACAAGCCGGUUAACCUCGCAGUGUCGGCCUGCUGACUGACAGACCGCCAAACAGCCGGCCCCCUGAGCUGGUGGGCCCCCUCUCAUCUCCAGCCCUGGUUGGUGGAGACCUUGGAGACACUGGUCUGUCCUGUCCUGUCAUGGCAUCCAACAGCAUCUUUGACUCUUUCUCCAACUACAGCAGCAGUCUACUUAGAGAGCCGCCCACCACUAGACGGUUCACACCGCCCUCCACGUCCUUCCCCUGCAGUAAGAUCGGUGACGGCAACGGGCCCAUGGCCACCCCGGGGCCCCUGCGGACGCGGCCAGACAACAGGAACGUGGUGGACGUCUUGGCAGACCACGCCGGGGAGCUGGUGCGCACUGACAGCCCCAACUUCCUCUGCUCCGUGCUGCCGUCUCACUGGCGGUGCAACAAGACGCUCCCCGUGGCUUUUAAGGUCGUUGCGCUCGGAGACGUUCCCGACGGGACGCUGGUAACCGUCAUGGCCGGGAACGAUGAGAAUUAUUCGGCUGAGCUUCGAAACGCCUCCGCGGUGAUGAAGAACCAGGUAGCCCGCUUCAACGACCUCCGCUUCGUGGGCAGGAGCGGACGAGGGAAGAGCUUCACCCUGACAAUCACCGUGUUCACCGGACCGCCGCAGGUGGCCACCUAUCACCGCGCCAUUAAAGUCACUGUGGACGGACCCCGGGAACCCCGCAGGCACAGAGUGAAGAUGGAAGACACCACAAAGAUGCAGUUCUCUGACCGGCUAUCAGAAAUCGAGCGCUACCAGCGGACUAUGCGGAUAGGCCCAGUGAACAACAACCCUCGCCCCAUCCAUCAGACGCAUCUCAGCACCACGCAAGGUUUGUGGCCUGAGCAGAUGGACACCCCCACUCUGAAGACAUGUAAGGUGGAGGAGGAUCUGAGGUCAUGGCCAGGGACUACAGAUCUCUUCCCACAGAGGACCACCUUUCCGUCUCUGUCCCCACUGACGGACCCUCGCUUCUCAGACCACCGUAUGCACUACUACCCGGGGGCCUUCCCUUCCCCUGCCAACACCUCCAGCACCGGCAUCAGCGGCCUGAGCAUGUCUGCCUCCUCCAGAUACCACACCUACCUGCCGCCCCCGUACUCAAAUAACCAGUCUCAAAACUUCCAGUCCAACUCUUACCUGUAUUAUGGUACGGGCUCCGGAUCCUACCAGUUCUCUAUGGUGGCGCCAGGGAACACCGGAGGGGAGCGCUCCCCCACCCGGCUCCUGUCGUGCUCGGGGGCCACGGGCACUGGAGGGAACAAUAGCCUGAUGAACCCGGGCCUGAACACCCAAAGUGAGGGCGUGGAGGCGGACGGCAGCCACAGCAACUCCCCGACGGCCAUGAGCGCUUCGGGUCGCUUGGAUGAGUCCGUCUGGAGGCCAUAUUGACUGAAAAAGAGCUGAAGAUCGGGAGAAGAGAAGGCGGAGAAGGAAAGAUAUAACAAAGCCGAACACUGAAAGAAGAAAAAAAAAAAAAAAAUGUUGCAUGUUUGCCUCUUUUCUCGCUUUAAAGACUAUUGCUUUUACUUUUUAAAGACAAUUUGUAAUUUCUGAGUGAACUCUUGCACUGCGCUGAAACUUGUACUCUAAGACCUAAAGCCAUACGAGUGGAGACGACAUUCAGCGGAGACUGUAAAUAAUACUUAGAAAGCCAUCGCCGUGAUGUAGACAGGUACUCAAAGUCAAACGAACAACAGCGUGGAGGUACAAACAAUCAGUACAGCUGAUGAGCUGAAAACCACAGCAGACAUUCAUCAAACAAACUGAUGCAACUCAUUUGGCUGCUGCAGAAGAGAAGUCAAACUGGUUUUCUGCUCCAUGACCGACUCCUCGCAAAGCAUGGCUGCACUGCUGUAGCAAUCGGUCCUUUUAAGCUUUUCAUUUUUGUAAAAAAUUUGCAUCAGAUGUAAAAAUGUUUUUCUAAGCAUACAGGGCUGUUUCAUGUGCUCAGAGUACUUCUGCAGAACCUAUUGGUCUAUUUAUUAUCCACAACGAGACAUUCGCCUUUUGGUUAGAGAUGAAAUGUCUCAGAACAAUUGCUGCAUUAUUUAGAGAGAAGCCUUUUUUCAAGUUUCCGAAAGGAAUUCUCUGCUGUUUCAUCAGUGUAUCGCGUUCGAGCAGGACAAAAUAUGAUAAUUGAAGGAAUGUCAAAGGCAAAUAUGGUUCGAUUUAUUUUAUGCAGAUAAGUCUAGUCCUGUUGUCUGUACUCAGAAAUUUUCCAACUUCUCUCUCUACUUCUUUUUUUCCCCCGAAAGGUUUUAAAGACCUUGUCUGAAUUUAUUUCCUCUAUUAUUUUAACUGGAUGACGUGGUUAACUCUUGAUAUUUAUUUGAGCCAAAAUUUGGGGAAAUGUAUGCAAAUACCCCAAAUCCUUAAUCGUUUAUCUUUCAUUCUUCCUUUUUUUUAUAAGCAUUUAAGCAGUAUAUAUACCAUGUUUGUUAAGUAUGAAUUUGGAGUUUUUGUAAUAUAUUGCAACUAAAUUAUGAAAAAAAAAAUACUUUUAACGUAACUUUGUUGCCUUCCAAUGUAGCUUUGGUGCACUAAAACCUUUAUUCCAAAUGAACUA